Molecule: messenger RNA, 1022 nt
Organism: Sorghum bicolor (sorghum)
Lineage: Eukaryota; Viridiplantae; Streptophyta; Magnoliopsida; Poales; Poaceae
Product: early nodulin-like protein 1
Exons: 2
Coding region: 249-914 (221 amino acids)
Cellular component (GO): plasma membrane
Molecular function (GO): electron transfer activity
Source: RefSeq, a predicted model, not a curated record
ACUCGGAUGCUGUGUCCUGUCCAUGAACGCUGUGCGCAGCUCAGGGGCGUAGGAGUACACGGGCCGUCCCUGCACAGAAGAUCUUCCGGCCAGCCGACAGAGACGGAAAAGUAGUGGAAAACCCUCUCUUUGCAGUGCAGCGGCGGCCGAUCGACACGCCAGGUCGCCAGGGCGCCUCAGCCAGCAGCAAAGCCCCAUUCUGCGACUGCAAGCGAGAUCGUGCGCGCCCGAUCUAUGCACACACGUCAAUGGCCGGCCUCCGCUUCACCGUCCUGUUGACAGCCUAUUCCUUCGGCGUCCUCCUCCUCCUCCUCCUCGCCGCCUCCGCGUCGUCGGCGUCGGCGUCACGUCCACCGGCAGUGUACUUCGUCGGCGACGAGUGGCGGACCGCUCCGGCGAGCAACGGCGGCACCCACAAGACGCUCAGCAAGUGGGCCAUGAGGCACCGCUUCUACGUCGGCGACGUCCUGGAUUUCAAGCGCUCCAACGACUCGGUGCUGCUUGUGCGCUGGCGCGACUACAAGCGGUGCAGCGCGGCGAGCCCGCCGGCGCGCCGGUUCGCGGACGGUGGCGACACCCGGUUGAAGCUCGCCCACCCGGGGCUCUUCUAUUUCAUCAGCGGCGCGCCGGCGCGCUGCGAGGCGGGGCAGCGGAUGGUCCUGCGCGUCGUGGACGCGCGCUCGUCUCUCGGCGGGGACGGCGCCCCGACCCUUGCCCCAGCGCCGGCGCCGGGGCCGUGGACGAUGGAGCCCACCAACGUCACUAAUCCGCCGUCCGACCGCCCGAUACCUGUGUGGUUCAAGCUGCUCGCGCCGGCGCUGCUAGGGUUUCUGGCCGGGUGUUCCUUCGCAGGGGUAAUCAUGUGGCUGUGUAUGAAUUGCGCCGCCGCCGUGCUAGAUAAGCUUGGAUUGUAGAAAUGGGCGAGGAACUAUGUUCACCCAGGUGGUUGAGAUCUGUCAUUGUUCGGCACUUCUUCGUCUUCUGUGCUUUAAUUUAUUAUAUGUUCGCCUUUAUUUGCUGAA